This is a messenger RNA of Caenorhabditis angaria, 3141 nucleotides long. Lineage: Eukaryota; Metazoa; Nematoda; Chromadorea; Rhabditida; Rhabditidae. The record is from the annotation of a GenBank genome assembly.
AUGGAGCCGUUGCAAGAGAAUAAAAGUGGGCAAAAUGAGCUGAAUAUCACAGAAAACACUUUGAAGGUGAGAGGGCUUUUGGGAAGUUAAAGGGUUUAGAGAAAAGGGAGGAUUCUGGGAACGAAAAAGAGGUUCUGAGGUUUAGGUUUCUAUAAACAUAGUUUGAUCAAAAAUUCAGGGUUCAUAAAAAAGUUUUGAGAAAGAAAAGUUUUAUUUUUUAAAUCCAAUUGAAAGAUUCUGAACAUUAAUCAGCUGAUUUUCAAAAUUAAAAAAUUAGUUAAAGUUCUGAAUUUAGAGGUUCACCUCAGGCUUUAUAAUUAGUUAUACAAAUAUUUUUGAACUUAUCAGAAACAGGAAGUCAUAAAGACCGUGUUCUAAAUUUGUAAAGUAUAAUUUUAUUUAAUUACUAUGUCUGAAAAGUUUAAGCCAAUUUAAAUCAAUACUUGAAAUUUAAGCUAUAUCUACAAAUGUUUUCAGGAAGAUGAGACUUCGAAGAUCCAUCCUCAACAUUGGUGUGGUCAAUAUUCAGCGGCUUCUGAUUCAUCCACAAGUGUGUACAAUUAUAGUGACCAGGAGAACAAGGAGAAGUCGGCAAUGUGUAGAGUUGCGGAGGUAUGUUACACCACAAGCCUGAUAUUUCUCUCUAAUUAUAAUUUUUUCAGAUUGCGAAAUACAACAAAAUCCGCCACGUCUACGAUUUGAUGGAUGAAAGUGGACCUGCACACAAAAAACUCUUCACAGUGAAACUUGUCCUAACUCAAACCGAAGUCUUCGAAGGCAGUGGUAGUUCAAUAAAACGCGCUCAACAAGCCGCUGCUGAAAACGCCAUCGAGAAGACUACACUUCCAUUACCACCCGAGAAAAAUACGCGACGAAGAAAAGGCGAAGUGCAAUUGCCGCAAAGAAUUCUUCACAAUGUUUGUCGCACGCUCAAUUUUGCCGAGCCUGUUUUUCAAACUAUUCCUGUUCCACCUGAGGGAAUGUUGCCACCACAAUCACCAUAUCAAUGGUAUCAACCAUAUUCUCCGAUUGAUCCGACUGCAAGCUCGUCGACUAAUAAUAAUCGUCCAAAACAUUAUCAUGCGGUGAGUUUUUUUUUUUACAUUUUCGAGUCAUGGUCUAUGUACAUUCUGAAAAAGUUUCUGUGAUAUUUUUCAAAAACCUUAUAACAAAAAUGAAAAUGUUUCAAAAGUUUCGAAUUAAAGAAAAAUGAGAUUCUAGGAAAAAAAUACAAAUCACAAAAUAAAAAAAAAUUCCAGUCGAUCGUGAAAAUUGGCAGUAAACAAGUUGCGACUGGCUUCGGACCAUCGAUUACUCUUGCAAAAAUGGACGCCGCUUCCAAGGCUUUGACUAUUCUCAAUCCAACACUUCAAGAACAUUCGGAACGUGUUAUCAAUUCGAAACAAGAUUGUGAAGGAAAACAAGUUGAUGAGGUAAGAUCUUUAUCAUAGUUAGAUCUUUCCGAUCAGGCUUGAUUCCGCUCAAAAAUUUGAUUUUUUCCAGAACGAUGUUCCACGCUACAAACGCAAAUCGGUGAUCAGUGAUGUUCAUGAAAAAGCGCAUCAAAUGAGAACCAAAGUUGUAUUCGAAGUGAUUUGUGAAGAAGGUCCACCACAUGAUCGACAAUAUGUUGUUCGUUGUGCUUUUGUGGACAAUGAGAAUAAAAUCAUUGCCGAAGCACAGGGAAAAGGUCGAAAGAAGAAGGAGGCACAACAAGAGGCUUGUAGUAUUCUUCUUCAAUCGCUCAGAGAUCUUGGUGAGUUGAAAAUCAAUUUUUAUCGGGAGAAUUUUUGAGAACCUGAUUUUUACAGCUCCAGAAAAUGAUCCGCUAACUGUUGUCACGACAUUGUGGAAAAACCAGAAGAAACUGUCUCAAAACUCAAAAGAUGUUCGUAGAAAGACAAUCGUCAAGGACAAAAAAAUGGAUCCAGAUUACGGUCAUCAAAUCAAUCCGGUUUCACGAUUGAUUCAAGUUGUUCAAACAAAACACAAUGAACAUCCGGUUUUUGAAUUGGUUGGUGAACACGGACAUAGUCGAUACAAGCAAUUUAUUAUUCGUGUCACCUGUGUCAAUGAAUCGUGCGAUGGAAAAGGUCCGAAUAAAAAAUUGGCGAAAAGAUCAGCGGCGGAAGCGAUGCUUGCUGCACUUGGUUAUAUCAAACCAUUACCAGCGCCUGGGAAAAGUUUGCUGAAGAAACGAUGCGAUAAGGAUAAGGGAGAUUUAUUGAUUAGCCCAAAAAGUUCUGAUGUUUCAGAAACGUGAGUUUUUUUUUGGAAAUCAGGAAAAUUUAUUUACAUAUUUCGUUAAGAAAAAUAUAAAACAAAAUUAAAAUUUUACAGUAACUCGGCAAAAUCGCCAGAUUUCUCUGAAGAAUUACACGAAGGAAACGAAAUACGAAACGAUUCAAGUGAUCGAAUGACAUCGCCACAAAGUGAAAAGAAGCAUGUCACAUUCAACAGUCAAGUUCAAGCAUGUCCACCACCAGGCGAUCAAAAUUAUCCAAACACCAUCACAAUUCCAUUGAAAAUCGAUGUAAUCAUCGAGGGAAAAAUUCGAAAAUUACGUCGUACCAAAGAGAAUCGUCGCAGUUUGACACCUGAAGAGAAAGUCGAGUUGGCAAAAAUGGCUGCCUCCUCUUUGGAUCUUAUUCAAAAACAACCGAAAUUUGUUGUCGAUGGGAAGGAGGUCAAUGCUAAGACACAACUUGAUAUGAUUUCCACGAUGUAUAAGUUUAGUGUUAGCUAUUCGGAAUUGCCGCAACAAGAUCAGCAUUUUAGUCUGGUUUCACUUGGAUUUGAAGAACCAUCUGUAAGUUUUAAGAAGUCUGACAUAAAAAUCGAUAUAUUUUAAUCAAUUGCAAUUCAAAAUUGACAAAUUUUCAUUGAAACCUGGAGCCAUUUUACACGGUGUUUCACAGAACUUUGAAAUUUUUUUGCUAAUUUUUCGAGAAGCUUCUAGAAAAAUUGUACAUUUUUUGCUCAGACUUCACUCGGAAUCAGUAAUGAAUAUUCUCAUUUUCCCAAUCAAAUAUUCAUUUCCAGGUCCAUCCCGGCAUUGGUUUCACCGUCGAAGAAGCAGCUGAAGAUGCAGCUCUCAACGCGCUCAAAAAUCUCAAUCUUUGGGAGAAUCAAGAGGAAUAG